AUGAGUGCUGAAAUAGAACAUUUGGCCUCUCCAACAAUGGAGGCAGCAUCAGCUGAUGAUGACAGAACCGCUGAUGGUUUGAAUGGUGCACUUGAAGACGAUCAGUCUGUUGAUAUUUGUCGCUUAUGUGAGUCCACCAUAAAAUCUCCUAAGAUUUUGUCAUGCCUACACGAGUUCUGCGAGGAGUGCCUGAAGAAAAAGCUGGAAAGUGAAAAGGAGGAAAAUGGGUUGCCAACCAGCCCUUUAGCCAAAGAAUGGAUGAUGGAUGUCAUCCGGUGUCCUAUCUGUGAGCAGAAAACAAGGCUUCCUGAUAAAGGUGUGAGUGGUUUGCUGUCGGACACAGUACUAGAAGACUUAAUAGAAUCUAACCAUGGAGGUGAAAAGCAGAUUGGCUGUACAAGCUGCAAAGCAGGAGACAAUGCUGUGGCCAAGUGUAGAACAUGUGAGAACCUGCUGUGUCCUAAUUGCGUUACAGCCCAUCAGUUCAUGAGAUGUUUUGAAGACCACAAGGUUGUAACAUUUGAAGAGAUGAUCAACACGGGUGAGGGCACUGAGCAUCUGCUCAGUAGGCCAGUGUUUUGUACAAUCCACAUUGUUGAAAGUAUCAAGUUCUUCUGCACUUCCUGUCUUGUGCCUGCAUGUGGAGAGUGCAUCCAGAAGUCACACAACACUCCAGAUCACAUUGUGAAGCAGCUUGCGGAAGUUGUCGGAGCCAAGAAGGAAACCCUGGCAGACUUUACCAAAGAGUGUGGCAAAAAAUUGGUGGAGUGCCAGAAAAUGAAUGCUAACCUGAACGCAGCGUUUGAGGAACUGGAAAUGCAAAAAGAUAACACUAAAGGACUCAUUCUAGAAACUUUUCAAAGCUACAAGGCUCUCCUGGAGGAUAUCAGGGAUAAAUUUAUAGCAGAGGCUGAGCAGCUGCAUGAGAAAAGAGAGCUAUGUCUGAUGGAACGUAUGCACAAGCUGUCAACUUAUGAAAACCAGCUGUCUCAGGCCAAGAGCUUUGUGGAACGUAUAUGCCAGCAUGGACAUGCAGGUCAGAUAGGCCAGCUGCUGCAGCCCAUGCUGACCCAACUUAACACGCUGUGCAUGGGCUUCAUUAUGCCAGAUAUCCCGAUUAACACAGAGUUCAAAACUGAUGCUGCUGCAUUUAUGAAUGCUGUCAGAAGUGCUUUCGGUUACUUCUCCAGGGAGAAGAAUAGCUCAAUGAGUGGUUCCUCCGUGUGCUCACCGUUUGAAGCAGAACGCUUCAGCCUUCCCAACAUGCUAGCCCUGGGCGGCGGAAAUAUGAUGCAUCACCACAUGAGCCACGACCUGAUGAACAUCAACAGUCUGCCUGGCUUACCCAUGAACAUCGGCAUGAGCCAGAGAAUGGACAGCUUGCCCAUGUCCAGCGUGAUCUCCAGCUUCAACUCCAUGAACAUGUCUCAUCAUCCCGACCACACCGUGUCCGGCAACAACAGCCCACUAUCUGACAGUGGCAUUUCCGUCGAUAAUGUUAGCCACAGCAGUGGAAGUAAUACUGCUGCCAUGAUGAAUGUUGCUGCCAUGGCCAAGUUACACCAGAGCCAGAGUCCACUCUUUGCCCCAGGCAUGAGCAUGGGUGGACCAGGGGCAGCUUUGAUGGCAGCUAAUGGUGCUAUUACCUCCGGUGCUGGCGAUAAUGCCUUAGCUAGCAUUCUCGGCUCCAACAAUGCUGGAUCUAAUGCAAAUGCAAACACUGUGCAGAAUGCCAAUAUUGAGGGACUUGCUUCAUUGCUGAACCAACCUCCACCUUCAGCCCUCAACACUUUCACCAACGUUGGAACAUUUGACCAGUUUAGUCCGACUUCUGUUCCAUCUGAGCUCGGGUCACCUGGCAGCCAGUAUGGGGGAGAACCAUACCCUGCCUUGAGACGCACCAACAAGAUGAACGCUAUGCAGAUCAGCAGGUUUCCAGGUACCAUUGGUGACACAGAGAUUGGUCAUUGGGGACCUCAGCAGAAACAGAUCAACGAAGUUCCCUUAAGGUGCAAGUUUGGACAGCUUGGACCAGGAAAGGGACAGUUUAACUCUCCUCAUGGUUUCUGUUUGGGUGUUGACGAAGACAUUGUGGUUGCUGAUACCAACAAUCACCGCAUCCAAGUGUUUCAGAAGACCGGGGACUUCAAGUACCAGUUUGGAAUACCAGGUCGUGAGGAAGGUCAGCUGUGGUAUCCCCGGAAAGUGGCGGUCAUGUUGAAGACGGGAAAGUUUGUUGUGUGUGACCGAGGCAAUGAGAGGUCCCGGAUGCAGAUUUUCAACAGAAAUGGACACUUCCUGAAGAAAAUAGCGAUUCGCUACAUUGACAUAGUUGCAGGACUGGCUAUCACUCCAGAAGGUCACAUUGUGGCUGUUGAUAGUGUCUCGCCCACUGUGUUUGUUAUCUCGGAGAGCGGUGACCUCAUCAAGUGGUUUGACUGCAGCGACUUUAUGCGGGAGCCAUCUGAUAUUGCCAUCAACAAUAAUGAAUACUUUGUGUGUGACUUCAAGGGACACUGUGUGGUAGUGUUUGCUAGAGAUGGCACAUUUAUGCGCCGCAUCGGAUGCGAGAACAUCACCAACUAUCCUAAUGGCAUUGACAUUAGUGGUCAUGGAGACGUGCUAAUAGGUGACAGCCACGGCAACCGCUUCCAUGUGGGGGUGUUCCAGAGGGAGGGAUCACUCAUUAGUGAGUUCCAGUGCCCCUACGUGAAGGUCAGUCGUUGCUGCGGGUUGAAAAUCACGACCGAAGGUUACAUUGUCACCUUAGCCAAGAACAAUCACCAUGUGCUGGUGCUGAAUACCUUAUAUAUACCAUAA
This is a messenger RNA of Candidula unifasciata, 2820 nucleotides long. NCBI's taxonomy places the organism in Eukaryota, Metazoa, Mollusca, Gastropoda, Stylommatophora, Geomitridae. The record is from the annotation of a GenBank genome assembly.